Molecule: messenger RNA, 2349 nt
Organism: Anolis sagrei ordinatus
Lineage: Eukaryota; Metazoa; Chordata; Lepidosauria; Squamata; Anolidae
Gene: PAX6
Product: paired box 6
Biological process (GO): regulation of transcription by RNA polymerase II; anatomical structure development
Molecular function (GO): RNA polymerase II cis-regulatory region sequence-specific DNA binding; DNA-binding transcription factor activity, RNA polymerase II-specific
Source: RefSeq, a predicted model, not a curated record
CCCACCCCACGCCGGAGAGGGGCCGGUUCUCCUCCUCCUGCUCCUCCAGCCCAGCCCUCCCCCUUCUUCCCAUCCCCUCUUUCCCCCCAACCUCCGCCGCUUUCGCCCGCUUGCUGCUGCUGCUGCUCCCGCCGCCAAGUCCAUGGAAAGCAUGACUCUGAGCGAGAGUCACAGCGGCGUCAACCAGCUCGGCGGCGUGUUCGUGAACGGCCGGCCGCUGCCCGAUUCCACCCGGCAGAAAAUCGUGGAACUGGCCCACAGCGGGGCCCGGCCCUGCGACAUCUCCCGAAUCCUGCAGACCCAUGCAGAUGCAAAAGUCCAAGUGCUGGACAAUCAAAACGUAUCGAAUGGCUGUGUGAGUAAAAUUCUGGGCAGGUAUUACGAAACUGGCUCCAUCCGACCGCGGGCAAUCGGAGGUAGUAAGCCGAGAGUAGCGACUCCAGAAGUUGUAAGCAAAAUAGCACAGUAUAAACGGGAGUGCCCCUCCAUCUUUGCUUGGGAGAUCCGAGACAGAUUACUAUCGGAGGGGGUCUGUACCAACGAUAAUAUACCCAGCGUCUCUUCGAUCAACAGAGUCCUCCGCAACCUGGCUAGCGAAAAGCAACAGAUGGGUGCCGAUGGAAUGUAUGACAAGCUGAGGAUGCUGAACGGGCAAAGCGGGACGUGGGGCACGAGGCCGGGCUGGUACCCGGGCACCUCCGUCCCAGGGCAGCCGGCGCCAGAUGGCUGCCCACAACAGGAAGGAGGGGCUGAAAAUACUAACUCCAUCAGUUCCAAUGGUGAAGAUUCAGACGAGGCUCAAAUGAGGCUCCAGCUGAAAAGGAAGUUACAGAGAAAUCGGACUUCCUUUACCCAAGAACAAAUUGAAGCGCUCGAGAAAGAAUUUGAGAGAACUCAUUAUCCUGAUGUUUUUGCCAGAGAGAGACUAGCUGCCAAAAUAGACUUGCCUGAAGCAAGAAUACAGGUGUGGUUUUCCAAUCGGAGGGCCAAGUGGAGACGAGAAGAGAAGCUAAGGAACCAGAGAAGACAAGCCAGCAACACCCCCAGUCAUAUUCCCAUCAGCAGUAGUUUCAGCACAAGUGUCUACCAACCAAUCCCACAGCCCACAACACCUGUUUCCUCUUUCACAUCAGGUUCAAUGCUGGGCAGAACAGACACCGCGCUAACAAACACAUACAGUGCUUUGCCACCCAUGCCUAGCUUCACAAUGGCUAACAACCUGCCUAUGCAACCCCCAGUACCCAGCCAGACUUCCUCCUACUCUUGCAUGCUGCCCACAAGUCCGUCAGUAAAUGGGAGGAGCUAUGAUACAUACACCCCUCCACACAUGCAGACACAUAUGAACAGCCAGCCAAUGGGCACUUCUGGUACUACUUCAACAGGUCUUAUUUCUCCGGGAGUGUCCGUUCCUGUUCAAGUUCCCGGCAGUGAACCGGAUAUGUCUCAGUAUUGGCCAAGAUUACAGUAAACCAUGUGUUGAUUUUGUAAAUUGCUAUAUGGACAACAGUUGGAGGAUCAGCUGUCUUUUUAAAAAGAAGAAUGGCUUUCAAAGUACUUCAGGCCUGUGACUGUGCCCUACGAUGUAACACAUGGAGAAAGACUUUAACAAGGACCUUUGUAUACUGAAGGCAUUAUAUCAGUUGGAACAAAUCUUCAUUUUGGUACCCAAACUUUUAUUCAUUUUGGUGUAUUAUUUGUAAAUGGGCAUUUGUAUGUUAUAAUGAAAAAAGAACAAUGUAGACUGAAUGGAUGUUUGCUUUUGUGUUGGUCAUGAAGUUGUUUUUUUAAAAAAAGGAAGCCAUGAUCAACAAGCUUUGCCACGAAUUAAGAGUUUUAUCAAGCUAUAUCGAAUACUUCUACCAAUCUGUUCAUAGAUUUCAGACUGAUGCUCCAAGGUUGUAUCAUUCCAUUGCAUAUAAAUUCAACCUGGGACAAUACACACUAGAUUUCUGUAAGAAAACUAUCUGUUGGGAUUUCCAAAGGUUAUUAACAGGUGACACUUAUGUGCAAACAAAGGAUUAAGAGAGAACUUCAAAGAAGAAAAGUUUGAUAGGGAAAGGGUAGAUUGUGUCUUCGAUAUAAUCCAAUUUGUUUUAUGUCAAAAUGUAAGUAUUUGUCUUCCCUAGAAAUCUCCCAGAAUGAUUUCUAUAAUAAAGUUAAUUUCAUUUAUAUUUGACAAGAAUAUUCUAUAGAUGUUUUAUACACAUUUUCAUGCAUCAAACGUUUCUUUUUUGGUCAGCAAAAGUUUAUUGUUCUUAGCUAUAGUUGUACUACUGUUCACAGUCCAAUCAUUUUUGUGCAUCUAGAAUUCAUUCCUAAUCAAUUAAAAGUGCUUGCAAGAGUUUUAAA